CGUUCGGGCAGAGCAGAAACUUGGGCUUGGGCUUUUUACACAUACGCAAACACUUAUUUGUCACUCACUUCUUCCUCUUUCAAAAAACGGCUCAUCAUCUGAUCAUCACUUCCAAAAUAAAUGUGGUGGUACAAAGGGAGGGGUUACUUUGGUUCCGGCUUUGGUUGCAUUCGGGGCAGUGCGAACUGGCUGAGGAUUGCCCCCAUGCGUUAGAUCAUUGGUACCGAGUACAAUAUUACAGAGUUCUUUGUUGGGCGAACCGCUCUAAGCGCAAGCGCAUGAUCGGAUAGCUAUAGAGAACCACAUGUUUAGCUAGCUGCGCAAUAUUGAUCGCACUUUGACACUUGACUGAACUCAUCCUGAAUAAUUGCACAUGCGAUGAUUAAUAUCUUGGAUUUUUGAGAGGGAAUCAUUUUGUGAGGCUUUACAUGAGUUUUAUUUAGCUUGAAAUAGUUCAUAAUAACAAGAUGUCAGAAGACUGGGAUGCCCCUUCGUCGUCGGGUGGUACCAGCUUUGAAAAGAAAAGUUAUGGUGGAUCAAGUUCAGGAUUUGGAUCUAAAGCCAAUGGAUUUGGCAUUGGAGUUGGACGAGGCCGAGGAAGGGGUCGUGGGUUCCAAUCCUUUGCAGAGCAAGGUGGUGUUGGUGGUCUGACCAACGGUACGACUAACAGUACCAGUAAUGGAGGAGAUAGUGGGUGGAACGAUUCCCCUUCUAAUGGUACCAGUAGCAGUCCUUGGGAUGAUAGCAGUAGUAGUGGAGCUGGCAAGCGUAGCUUUGAGAGCAAGAGUAGCUUUGGUGGUGGAGGCGGCGGAGGACGGGGUGGUCGAGAUAGAGGUGGACGUAGUUUUGGAGAUUCUGAAAAUGGAGGAGGAGGACGUAGUUUCGGCAGACGUGAGGGAGGUGGUGGUGGUAGCAGUGGUGGUGACCGAGCUUGUUAUAAUUGCGGUGAAACGGGUCACAUGUCGAGAGAAUGUCCUACCAAAGAAUCAGGUGGAGGUGGUGGUGACAGGGCUUGUUAUAGUUGUGGUGAAACGGGUCACAUGUCUAGAGAAUGUCCCACAAAAUCGUCAGGUGGAGGUGGUGGUGACAGGGCUUGUUAUAGUUGUGGUGAAACGGGUCACAUGUCUAGAGAAUGUCCCACAAAAUCAUCAGGUGGAGGUGGUGGUGACAGGGCUUGUUAUAGUUGUGGUGAAACGGGUCACAUGUCUAGAGAAUGUCCCACAAAAUCGUCAGGUGGAGGUGGUAGUGACCGAGCUUGUUACAAUUGCGGUGAAACGGGUCACAUGUCGAGAGAAUGUCCUACCAAAGAAUCAGGUGGUGGAGGUGGCGGUGGUGGUGGUGGUGGUGGUGGGAAUUGCUUUAGAUGUGGAGAAUCAGGCCACUUCGCCAAGGAGUGCCCCAAUCCAGAUACAAGAACUGAAGGUGAAGGUGGAGAAGCCAAGCCACCUGCGUCUACCUAUAUCCCUCCUCCCCCUUCCGAAGAAGAAGAACAGAUAUACAUGAGCACGCAGCAGGGUAUCAACUUCAACAGGUAUGAUGAUAUCCCGGUAGAAGUCAGCGGUCGGGACGGGCCCAAACAUAUACGAUCAUUCGAGGAGGCGGGGCUAGACGAGACGGUGUUGGAAAACGUACGCAAGGCCCGUUAUGCCAAGCCGACACCUGUACAGAAGUACGCUAUACCGAUCAUCGGUGCUGGUCUUGACCUCAUGGCAUGCGCCCAAACGGGUUCCGGGAAGACGGCGGCCUUCCUCCUCCCUAUCAUUACCAACAUGAUCACUCAAUCGGGCUGCGUCAGUUGCUUCAGCGUGGUUCAAGAACCUCUUGCACUCAUCGUGUCGCCUACCCGCGAGCUUGCCAGCCAGAUCCAGAACGAGGCACGCAAGUUCUGCCGCAACACCAGCCUACGACCCGUGGUGAUCUACGGUGGCACCAGCGUUUCGCAUCAGACCAGGGAAGUUCAGAAUGGAUGUUCAAUUCUCGUUGCAACACCUGGACGUAUGCAUGAUUUCAUUGGCAGAGGACAUAUUGGCCUAGGUAAACUGAAGUAUCUGAUCCUUGACGAGGCUGACCGCAUGGUGGACAUGGGCUUUGGUCCCGAGAUCCAGAAGCUCAUUGACCACCCGCACAUGCCUCCGAAGGGUGAGCGUCAGACCCUGAUGUUCAGUGCCACCUUCCCCCCUGAGAUCCAGGAGAAGGCUGGGAUGUACCUCAACGACUAUCUCUUCUUGACUGUCGGCAGGGUAGGAGGAGCUGCCUCUGACAUCGAGCAGAGGGUGCUCUCAGUCAAGCAGUAUGAGAAGCGGGAGAAGCUGAUGGAGAUCCUCAGGGAUCAAAAUGAGGAUGAUCGUACCUUGGUGUUUGUUGAGACGAAGAGGAAUGCAGAUUUCUUGGCUACUCUUCUGAGUCAGUCUGACUUCCAUGCUACAAGUAUACAUGGUGACCGUCAACAGCAGGAGCGUGAAGAAGCUUUGCGAGAUUUCAAGAUCGGCCGUGCACCAAUCCUCGUUGCUACGUCAGUUGCCGCCAGAGGUCUCGACAUCCCAAAGGUCAAGCAUGUUGUCAACUAUGACCUGCCUAGCGACAUUGACGAGUAUGUGCAUCGUAUUGGGCGUACCGGUCGUGUCGGAAACACUGGAAGAUCGACUAGCUUCUAUGAUGCUGACAAGGAUGCUAGUAUUGCCAGGGCUCUUAUCAAGAUCUUGGCUGAUGCUUCUCAAGAUGUACCCGAGUUCCUAGAGGAGGCAGCUGAUUCAGCUAUUGGAACAUACCAUGGUAAUGCCGGUGGAAGCUUUGGAGGCCGUGACACCAGAAAGUUUGGUGGACGUGGAGGUGGAGGAGGAGGAGGAGGGGGCGGCAGUAGUUUCGGUGGAAACUCCGGAGGAGAUGAGUGGGGAUCUGGAGGAGGAGGAGACGGCGGAGGAACUGUGGAUGAAUCAUGGGAUUAGGCUGCCAUGGUGAUCGGAAGAUUAUCUCCCAAGUUUGAUAAAUGCGUUGAUCAGGAGGAGACAUUCAAAUGAGAUUCUUUCCCAAAGAGGACAUUUAUUCAUAAACAUUUGUGUUAAGCAGUGAUGUGAAAGAGAACAAUUCAUUUGGACAUGUUCGAUCCUGAAAGGGCAGCCACCAGCCGAAUCAGAAAGUGUAAAGCAAGGAGGAUUAGAGCUCUUUGUUUGGAAUAUUGCAUCAGAAUAUUCCCCCAGACUUGUUCACAAAAAAGGAUGUAAGCAAAUCUUU
Messenger RNA from Lytechinus variegatus (green sea urchin), 3231 nucleotides. RefSeq names its product probable ATP-dependent RNA helicase DDX4. Gene Ontology annotation, molecular function: ATP binding; RNA helicase activity; zinc ion binding. Gene Ontology annotation, cellular component: P granule; nucleus. The record is from RefSeq and is a predicted model, not a curated record. The transcript has 19 exons. Gene Ontology annotation, biological process: cell differentiation; gamete generation. NCBI's taxonomy places the organism in Eukaryota, Metazoa, Echinodermata, Echinoidea, Temnopleuroida, Toxopneustidae. Bases 468 to 2945 code for a protein of 825 amino acids.